AUGUUCUCGUACAUCAAAUCAAUUUUCGGGCUCGGCCAAACAACUCUAGUGCUGGAUUCAACACCAGCAUCAAACCAAUUCCAAAAUUGGCUUAAAGUAUUCAACAAGAUCGAUAGGCAGGAUCUGAUUGAUUACCAUACCGGCAGCGCAUUCCCCUACUCUGCUGCCACUGGCGCAUUUGCAACACCACUCGACGAAUACCGAAUGGCGCAUAUGUCUAGUGGCUAUGAAAUCAUGUCUCUCGAACCCGACACCACGCCAUCGAGAUUGACCAUCCUUCUACGUGAAAAGUCGAUGAAAAGAUUCGUUCGUGCUACCAUAGAAGUCAACACCUCCACGCCCGCCAACACAGUCACAAAAUUCGAAGUCAUCCCCGUCGUCACGCCGUUAGAUCACAUUCCAGCCAACGAUCCAAGACGAGCAAUGUUUGAGAAAGCUCUACAACCACUUACUCCUGAACUACGCAAGAAGAUCGUUUAUGAAAUUGUACAGCUAGUUAACUCACGAUAUCCCCAUCCCGAGACUUCAGACACGAUCACAACCACCCUGGAAACUCACCUUCAAAGCGGGAGCUAUGACACUUUCACCACAAGCGCAGCAUUCUCUCAUCGACUGUCACAAGAUAUCAAAGCCACCACCAACGACUCUUCCCUGUGGAUCUCCUUCACUGAACCCCCACCCCAAUCUUUACCGUCCAAAAACAUGGGUUUCGACUCUUUCAGAAGCAGCGAGACGGGACUUGGUCAACCUACCUUUAAAAACACAUCUAAGAAGAAGAUCAUCGCUACUUUGCCGAUUUCUGAGUUUCUGGAAGCUGAGAAUUCUGAUACACUUGCGAAAACAAGCGAGAUCAUAAGUCGAGUCGCGGAUGCAGACCUGCUUGUCCUCAAUAUCCGCGGGGCAAGCGGACGGAAUUUUAGGAAAGCGGCGUGGAUAUUGUCGUUUUUGAUGGUAGAUACGACGAUUGAAUUACUGCGACUUGUUGAUAAAGCCGGGAAUGUGGUUGAAACUAUAUCCACCACUGCUUUAUCCAACCUCCCUCCCAAUGCCAAAAUCUAUGGGGGUACGAAGCCGAUUUUCAUUGUUACUGAUGUCAAGACGUGCUCGGCGGGGGAGUUUAUGGUCUAUGUGUUGAAAGGGAAAAGGAAUGGGGUGAAGGUUAUUGGGGAUGGGAAUGAGACUACGAUGGGAGAUGGGGCGGUGAUGACGCAUCCGGAGUUUGUGUGUGCGGAGACUUUUGGGGAAAUGUGGUGGUUGGCUGCCGUGCCUGAUCGAAAGGUUGAGGGGGAUGAGUGGGAGGGGGGUGUGGUGAGUGAUGUUAUUGUGGAGGAGGGGAGGAGGGUUGAGGAUGUGGUUGCUGAGAUGGGUGAGAGGUUAUUAGAUGGGUAUUGA
Glarea lozoyensis ATCC 20868 is the source of this 1392-nucleotide messenger RNA. RefSeq names its product ClpP/crotonase. The coding region runs from base 1 to 1392 and encodes 463 amino acids. NCBI's taxonomy places the organism in Eukaryota, Fungi, Ascomycota, Leotiomycetes, Helotiales, Helotiaceae. Gene Ontology annotation, molecular function: serine-type peptidase activity. The transcript has a single exon. The record is from RefSeq and is a predicted model, not a curated record. Gene Ontology annotation, biological process: proteolysis.